Molecule: messenger RNA, 1654 nt
Organism: Cryphonectria parasitica EP155
Lineage: Eukaryota; Fungi; Ascomycota; Sordariomycetes; Diaporthales; Cryphonectriaceae
Exons: 1
Coding region: 76-1392 (438 amino acids)
Source: RefSeq, a predicted model, not a curated record
GGCGAGGAGGAGGAGCCGCCUGAGGAGGAAAGCCUACCUGACGAAGCAGCAGAAGUCCUGUUGACGCCGAAUGCCAUGACAGCACCUUAUCAGCCUCUUGCUGAGCUGUCGUCUCCAGCCUAUCGGUCAUCCCCACCUUUAGUGGGAUUGAAACGGUCUCGACAGCCCUCUGAACUCCUGACGUCUGAUCUCGCCUAUCCAUCAAGCCCCUCCCAGAAGCGCCGUCGUCUAGACAAGAAUACUGUUAUACCACCAACGCCUGAAGAGAAACUCAUGACCUCGCGGGGACAGCUUCGUCGCAGGACGCCACAGGACGGAUCAUCCCCAUUCAAAUCUCAAGCCUUUACUGAGGAUGAGAUCGUCGAGGUAAGCUCGGCCGAGGACUCAGACGGUCUGCUCGAUGAAGAAAUACAAGCCGGCGAAGAGGCGGACCAAUUGCCAACCAACAAUAUAUCGAGGAGGGGAGUUGACAACCCGGUGACUCGAGGCUCUCCCGUUGGCACUGGCCACGAGCAAAGCGAUCAUGACCCAAUCCAGGAGGAUGAAGCCAGCCCUGCACGGUUCGCUCCCCGGAGGUGGAUCGGUAGCACCGGGAAGCAGAAUGGAAACAUUGUUUCGCCGACGGGUCAGAACCGGGUUAUGAGAGCAGACAACAACACGCCUAACUUGAAUUCCAAGUACACGGCUAAUCUGGUGGUCCCUGACACUGUUACUUCUCGAGCUCCUGUCAAUGGUCACGCAAAGAAGAGGACACUACCGCCACAGUAUCAACGACAUACCAUAUCAGAUCAGAACAAUACUGUUCAGCCGGUGCCACAAACCAAUUUCUCCGCAUUAGGGCGACCUUCAGGCUUCCCUCCCACACGCACUGCAGAUAAGACGAUGCCACCGAGCGGGCUCUCUGGUGGCUAUACACCAGGAAUUGCAAGGCAGGCGCAGCCAACAUUCUCAGCGUCGGCACCAUCUCAAAUAUCCAGCGGGCAUAAAGCCACCGGCAUUCCAGAAAAGUCCAAUUUUGAAUUACACGCCUUGAACGCCCAGUUCUACCACUUCCAGGCCCUGGGGUAUUCAGAGGACCAUAUUGUACGGGCUCAAAAUGCCUCUACAUGCCAGCGAGGUCCCAUGAUCGUCGCUCUGGACAGCCUAGCUCACGGCCGCGGGAUCCCAGAGAACGAGCCUGGCGUAUGGAGCCAACGCGACAUUGACGACCUGGAUAUGAUCAGAGCAUACGAGCGACGGCAGGAGAAGGGCCAAGAACGUGCAGGAAGGGGCGACAACGGCAGGGAGAAGGUCAGCGUCUGGCAAGCACAACACAGGUUGGAGUCGAAACACGGCAAGAAGAUGAUCGAGUACCGAAAUCAGUUCCUUGAUAUUAUGAACAGAACAGGUUAGCAGCGAAUGGACUGAACAUGACGGUCGAUGUCUACGACGAUGGUGCGGGAUUAAUGCAUGCAUGUUCAGGAUGAUGGCAUUCUCGCUCCGACCUCAGCCUGAGCUGAUUCUCGCAUAUGCUCAAGUACUCUACUCAAAUAAUUAUACAACUUCUCGGCUUCGUUCAUGGAAUCACAGAAAAUAGACUUGGAAUCCGAGAGAGAGAGAGAGAGAGAGAGAGAGAAAACAAAUAAAAAACAAUAAGAAUAAGAAUAUCGUAGCU